UUUUUAGACUCCACACAUACACACAACAAUAUUUCACUAUCCCCAUCUCCCCAAUCCCAACACCAUGGAAUGCAGUGAUCACAAAACCACCACAAUUUCUUCAAUGAAUUCAUCAUGUUCAUUAUUAACUCCUCCAAUGAUUGUUCUUUCUCCAUGUGCUGCUUGUAAAAUCCUACGCAGGAGAUGUGUUGAGAAAUGUGUGCUGGCACCUUAUUUUCCUCCUACUGACCCUCUUAAGUUUACCAUUGCUCAUAGAGUCUUUGGUGCUAGCAACAUUAACAAAAUGUUGCAGGAGCUUCCGGAGGAACAAAGAGCGGAUGCGGUGAAUAGUAUGGUGUAUGAAGCAAAUGCAAGAAUAAGAGAUCCAGUUUAUGGUUGUGCUGGUGCAAUUUGUCAAUUACAAAAGCAAAUAAGUGAACUUCAAUCAGAAUUUGCAAAGGCACAAGCAGAAAUCUUGAAUUUAAAGUGCCAAAAUUCAAACUUAUUGGCCUUAGUUUGCAUGGAAGUAUCAGAAAAUAGCAGCAGCAGCUUAUUAUCUUCAGAUCAUAUUAAUGAUUAUGAAAAUAAUAAUAAUACCAGCAUGUUUUUGGAAGACAACAAUGUCUAUGCAGCUUGGGAACCACUUUGGACAUGAUUAAAAUAUGUUGUGGUCAAUAAUUCUACUAUUAAAUUAAUUAGACAUUUAGAAUUGUCCCCCAUGAAAAAUGGGGUAGAUAAAGUUAGUGACAUACUUUAAAAAAAUUUAAUAAAAAUAUGUACUAUCAAGGAAUAGGACUUUGAAGAAAUCAGAUGUAACUCAUGGAGACCUAUUUUAUUUUUUAUUUGAAGAAGAAAUAUUAUAGAAGGAUGUUUUAC
Solanum dulcamara is the source of this 855-nucleotide messenger RNA. RefSeq names its product LOB domain-containing protein 1-like. NCBI's taxonomy places the organism in Eukaryota, Viridiplantae, Streptophyta, Magnoliopsida, Solanales, Solanaceae. The coding region runs from base 65 to 634 and encodes 189 amino acids. The record is from RefSeq and is a predicted model, not a curated record. The transcript has 2 exons.